AUGGCGAACGACCCCAUGCGAGUGAAGCUGGAGCAGCUUGACGCUCUUUCGGGAGAAGCCGAGAACGACCCGGCGAAGUUCGGGCGGCUUCUGAACACCGCUAUGAGGGCGGGGGCUGCUGCUGGCGGAGACACUCAGCAGACGGAGGCCACGAUCGACGCGCAAGAGGAGCAGGACCUGAUGAAAGAACUCGAGUCUCAGCUCUACGGCUGCGAGAUGGACAUCUCCUCCCAGGACGCCCAGCCGACCCAGUACGAUCUGCCACCUGCUGACUUGCAGACAGAAGGUACAAAGGAUGGCUUUCAUGCCACGUUGGAGCAUCUCAUGCGUGAGGUCGGGCUCGAGGAACGCGAGGAUGAUGCGAUCAGAAAAUCUCCAAAGCGAGAGCUUGAAAUUGAUUUUGCCAGGGUCGCCAAGGAACUGGAGGAUGAAACCAUGUUGGCCAAGGAACAUGAGGAAGCUGAGAAAGCCAGCAGAAUGGCGAAGGAAAGGGAGGAAACUGAGAAAGCAAGGUUGGCCAAGGAAAAGGAAGAAGCUGAGAAAGUAAGCAAAAUGAUCAAGCAAAUGGAGGAAGCUGAGAAAGGCAGGUUGGCCAAGGAAAGGGAGGAAGCCGAGAAAGCCAUCAGAAUGGCCAAGGAAAUGGAGCAAGCCAAGCUGGCCAAGGAAAGGGAGGAAACUGAGAAAGCCAGGAUGGCCAAGGAAAUGGAGGAAGCCAAACUGGCCAAGGAAAGGGAGGAAGCUGAGAAAGUCAGGAUGGCCAAGGAAAUGGAGGAAGCCAAGCUGGCCAAGGAAAGGGAGGAAGCUGAGAAAGUCAGGAUGGCCAAGGAAAUGGAGGAAGCCAAGCUGGCCAAGGAAAGGGAGGAAGCUGAGAAAGCCAGGAUGGCCAAGGAAAGGGAGGAAGCCGAGAAAGCCAUCAGACUGGCGAAGGAAAUGGAGGAAGCCAAGCUGGCCAAGGAAAGGGAGGAAACUGAGAAAGCCAGGAUGGCCAAGGAAAUGGAGGAAGCCAAGCUGGCCAAGGAAAGGGAGGAAGCUGAGAAAGCCAGGAUGGCCAAGGAAAGGGAUGCCAGGUUGGCGAAGGAAAGGGAACAGUUCAGGCUGGCAAGAUUGGCCAAGGACAAGGAGGAGGCCGAACAUAUGAGAUCGGCCAAGGACAAGGCCAAGGAAAAGGAAGUCGACAUGGCAAGACAGGCGACAGAAAAAUACCAGGCUUUGCCGAUGAACGCGACAAAGUUGCAAAAGCUACAGCUCUUGCAGGACAUUAUGGCUACUGGGGAUGAGGGUUGCAAGCAGUUCUGCAAGGAUGAGCUUGCAAAACUGAUCAAGCCGAAGGCAGCAACGCCAGCUCCGGCCCCUACCAGUGAUGCCGAUCCUCCGGCCCCUACCACAACGGGCGCCGAUCCUCCGGCCCCUACCACCAGGGGUGCCGAUCCUCCGGCCGCUACCACCAGGGGUGCCGAUCCUCCGGCCCCUACCACCAGGGGUGCCGUUCCUCCGGCCCCUAAUGCCCCGACCUUUGAUGAUGUCAGUGCGAAGAUGGGUUGGUCAAGUCCUGCAACCCCACGCAUGGUGGAGGCACCUGGUACGCCAUCUCCUGCAACGCCUGGCAGUGCAAUCACAACGCCUGGCAGUGCAAAAACAACGCCUGGCAGUGCAAGCGACGGCUUGGUCCAAGGUUCUGCGCCACUCUACAACCGAAAGAACGCCGCCAUGUUCUUGAAUCGCCUGAAAGGCAACCCAAAGAGGAUGCAAGCCUUGCCUGAUGACUUGGCAAAGUUGGUGCGGGACGAAGAUUCAAAGAGCAAAGCCAUCGACUUGAUCGUCGCUGCAGGAGGAGACGAAAAUGAGCUGGUCGGGCAGUGGACUGCAUCGUCCAUUUCUGUGGGGACGGACAAGGAAAAGGGAAAGAUGAAACCUUUGACGGAACAGGAAUUGAUCGGCAAGUACGGUGCGGUCAAUGCUGCGAAGGUGAUGGAGGAAAAAAGGAAGGCUGGUUUGGAGGUUGAUGAUCCCAAUUGUAAAGGGCUGAAGCUUUACUUGCACAACGAGUGGCAGAGGGAAUGGACGAGAGGCACAGAAGAACGAAGCAGUUUCACUGCUUCCGGAGAAGUUCGUGCGGGUGACGCUGCCAACGUUGCACAAAUUCUCAGUGUGCCCCGGCGGGCGCUGACAGGGCCCGGCCAGGAUGAUGAGGACAAUGUGGACAUGGAGGAGGACCCAAAGCCACUUCCGAACAAAAAACCAAAGAAAGCCAGGAAAAAUGAAGCCAGCGGCAAAGAGAAAGAGGAAGACGGUGAAACUGAGCCGGAAGCACCACGAGUGGAGAAACUUACACCGCUGGACAAGGCGGCAGACUUAAGGGGGCGGGCCCUCUCGAAGGCCAACCACGCUGGCUCGAUGCGGAAGCAGUUGAAAGGAGUCAGCUAUGCGACUGAAUGCCUCAAGGAGAUGACCAACUUCGAGCAGGAGUUCCAGGCGAUCUACGACCAGGUGGACAAGCUCAUCUCUGAGCUGGUCCACGAUGAUGGGGUCUAUCUUCCCAUUGCUACCAGAUAUCUCGAUAUCGCGAAGCGUUAUGAGAGGCCCAGCAAGGUAGCAAACAGCUUGAUCCGAGCUGCGAAGGCGACUCCGAAGGAUCCAACCGCGCCCAAAGGAUCGGCUAAAGCCAAGUCCAAGAAGCGCAAAGCCGCGGAGGGAGCCUAG
This is a messenger RNA of Symbiodinium sp. CCMP2592, 2700 nucleotides long. The record is from the annotation of a GenBank genome assembly. NCBI's taxonomy places the organism in Eukaryota, Dinophyceae, Suessiales, Symbiodiniaceae.